AUGUCAGGUGCCACCAUUGAUGAGAAGAGGACAUCCAAGAGUUAUGGUGGGCAAGGCAAGAAGACCUGGUGGCUUUUUCCAUUCGCCUUCUCUUCUGCAAACCCUCCAGAGACAAUCUUGCAGCUCCGUAUUGCCCCGGGCAGCUGCUGGGCUUUCCAAGGAUCUCGAGGCCACGUGGUCAUCCGUCUGCCUGAGCCAGUCUGGCCAACGGCUUUCACCAUCUGGCAUAUCUCCGAGGCAGUCUCUCCUUCCAGGGAGGUCAGCAGCGCCCCCAAAGAGUUUGCUGUCUCCGGAGCGGAUGAGGCAACGGCAGAAACGCUCCUGGGGACGUUCACCUACGACGUGCACAAGGAGAUCGCUCAGACAUUCCAUGUGCAGAAGGAGCUUCCCCGGACCUUUCGCUACAUCACACUCCGGGUGCACAGCAACUGGGGAAACCCAGAGUACACCUGUGUCUACCGAGUACAGGUUCACGGGAAGACGAUCGCCAUCCUCAUCGUGGUUGUGCUGAAGGGAGACAUCCUUGACUGGGUCCUGCCACCAAAGCUGGCGGCCGCCUUUGGGAGCCGCCCAGCGAGGUCCCAGCUCUUCUGA
Grus americana (Whooping crane) is the source of this 594-nucleotide messenger RNA. RefSeq names its product SUN domain-containing protein 3-like. The transcript has 5 exons. Gene Ontology annotation, cellular component: nuclear envelope; meiotic nuclear membrane microtubule tethering complex. Gene Ontology annotation, molecular function: protein-membrane adaptor activity. The record is from RefSeq and is a predicted model, not a curated record. The coding region runs from base 1 to 594 and encodes 197 amino acids. Gene Ontology annotation, biological process: nuclear envelope organization. Lineage: Eukaryota; Metazoa; Chordata; Aves; Gruiformes; Gruidae.